CUCGCUCCAGCUGGGGCUGCGCGGGCGAGGGUUGUGCAGGGAUAUCGCGCAGGAUACAGCCCCCGAGCCCUCCUGGGGACUGCUGCACGUAGGGGACAUUUGGAUUUGGCGAGCUGUCACUGCGUGACCCUGUGCCUACUGCACAGCGCUCGGCUGAGCCCGGCGCUGCCGUGCGGCUUAAUUGGAGCUUUUGAUGCGCAGUGGAGCUGAUGCGUGAAAGGUUUGUUGUGAGGAGCUGUCAGGGCUGGAGGAUACUUAGGACCCAGGGAAGCGUUGGAGGACCUGGCUGGCUGGGCUUGGAGGAGUUCCUGCCUCCCAGCCAGCACUUCUCAGGUGUCCUGGUGCUGCAGAGCUGUGCGAGGCGAGCUGGGCUCCCCGGCAGCUCCCCCUUCCCCAGCUCCAUGCCCGUCCCCUGAGCACCCCUGGGCACCCAUGCGCUCGCCCGGGGACCGUUCUGCACCAUGAAUGACCAGUACCACCGAGCAGCUCGGGACGGCUACCUGGACCUCCUGAAGGAAGCCACCAAGAAGGACCUGAACUCUCCGGAUGAGGAUGGCAUGACCCCGACGCUAUGGGCCGCCUACCACGGCAACCUGGACGCCCUGCGCCUCAUCGUCAGCAGAGGAGGUGAUCCCGACAAAUGUGACAUCUGGGGGAACACCCCUCUGCACCUGGCAGCAGCCAACGGCCACCUGAACUGCCUUUCCUUCCUCAUCUCUUUUGGGGCCAACAUCUGGUGCCUGGACAAUGACUACCACACCCCGCUGGACAUGGCAGCCAUGAAGGGGCACAUGGAGUGCGUGCGUUACCUGGACUCCAUUGCCGCCAAGCAGAGCAGCCUCAACCCCAAGCUGGUGAGCAAGCUGAAGGACAAGGCCUUUCGGGAGGCGGAGCGGAGGAUCAAGGACUGUGUGAAGCUGCAGAAGAAGCACCACGAGCGAAUGGAGAAGCGGUACAGAAAGGAGAUGUCGGACACCUCGGAUACCAUGAGCUUCUCCAGCUACUCGAGCAGCACCUUAAGCAAGAAGUUCCAGCACAUGUCCAUGGUGACUUCUCUGCCAUACUCACAAGCCACCAUCCACGGCACAGCCAAGGGAAAGACGAAAAUACAGAAGAAGCUGGAGAAGAAGAAGCAGGUGGACGGGACGUUCAAGAUCUACGAGGACGGGAGGAAAAGCAUGCGGUCCCUGUCUGGCCUGCAGCUGGGCAACGACGUCAUGUUCGUGAAACAGGGCACCUACGCCAGCCCCAAGGAGUGGACGCGGCGGAAUAUCAGGGACAUGUUCCUCACAGACGAAGACACUGUCUCCCGUGCCAUAAGUGACCCAGGUUUGCACAUGGACUCUGCCCACUCGGAAGUCAGCACCGACUCCGGCCACGACUCCUUGUUCAACCGCCCCGGGCUGGGCACCAUGGUGUUCCGGCGCAACUACGUCAGCAGCGGGCUCUUUGGCAUCGGCCGGGAGGACGCCGGCACCCUGGGCGAAGACAACGCGGAGGGGGUAGGUGUCAAACUGCGGAGCCGCCUGCAGCGCUCGCCAAGUCUCAACGACAGCAUUGGCAGUGCCAACAGCCUGCAGGAGAGGAACGCGGAGGAGCUACCCUGGGAUGAGGUGGAGCUGGGCUUAGACGACGAUGACGAACCAGACACCAGCCCCUUGGAGACUUUUCUGGCCUCCCUGCACAUGUUUGAGUUCAUUUCCAUCCUGAAGAAGGAAAAGAUUGACUUGGAGGCCCUCAUGCUAUGUUCAGACAAUGACCUGAAGAGCAUCAAUAUCCCGUUGGGCCCCAGGAAAAAGAUUGUGGAUGCCAUCCAGAGGAGAAGACAAACUCUGGAGAAGCCAGAUGUCAUUGUAGACACUGAACUAUAGCAGCAGCAUUUUAUUAUUUUUUUAACGAUGAAGAAUCAAACCCAGUUCUAAGUUGCCAGAAAACACAAGCCAGAGACUCCUUUCCUGGGGCAGCUGAAAGCUACAGCCAUCCCCACCAGUCCCUCUGGACUGCCCUCCUGCCGCUCUCGCUCUGCUCCCAGUCUGUGCGAUGCUCCCAGGUGGUACCUGGCACGGAGGGAUGACUGCUGAGACAGAAUCAGGCAGCUCCAACCUGCCGACCUUGAAGGGAUGAUGGUCACUUGCUUGCUGGAGGAAGAAGCGUGCUGCAGAGCUGGCUAGGACGCCGAGAGACCGCACAAAGCCAUGAAUGGAAGGAGAUACGUGAUGGUAUUUUCAAAAGGACCCAAAUAAACGACUACAAUUCGUCC
This is a messenger RNA of Pogoniulus pusillus (Red-fronted tinkerbird), 2260 nucleotides long. It is a transcript of the gene USH1G, whose product is annotated as USH1 protein network component sans. NCBI's taxonomy places the organism in Eukaryota, Metazoa, Chordata, Aves, Piciformes, Lybiidae. The transcript is spliced from 3 exons. Gene Ontology annotation, biological process: sensory perception of sound; equilibrioception; sensory perception of light stimulus. The record is from RefSeq and is a predicted model, not a curated record. The coding region runs from base 462 to 1871 and encodes 469 amino acids. Gene Ontology annotation, molecular function: protein binding.